AUGGGAAACGGCUGCCACAUGGUGGUAACUGUGCUGCUGCUGCUGCUGCUGCUGGUGGUGGGCACCGAAAGGACGAGAGCCCUGCGGGAUUCCUGUGACAAGUGUGAGGCUGGUACCUUCUGCAAGAAAGACAAUCCAGUUUGUACCAGUUGUCCUCCAAGCACUUACUCCAUCAGGGGUGGACAGCCGUACUGCAACAUCUGCAAAGUGUGUGGAGGUUACUUCAGGUUCAAGAAGCCUUGCUCCCCGACCAGUGACGCAGAGUGUGAAUGCACCGAGGGACUCCACUGCUUGGGGCCAAAGUGUGCCAGGUGUGAGAAGGACUGCAAGCCAGGCCAAGAGUUGACAGAGCAGGGUUGUAAAAUCUGUGGCUUCGGGACGUUUAAUAAUCAGAACGGUGGUGGCAGCUGUCGACCCUGGACAAACUGCUCUCUAGGUGGAAAGUCUGUGCUUGAGAACGGGACCAAGGAGAAGGACGUGGUCUGUGGGCCCGAUUUGGCCAGCCUCUCUCCAGGUACCUCCCCCACCGCCGUGCCGGCCCCCGGAGGGCUCCCCUUGCAGGUCCUUACCGUGUUCCUGGCGCUGACCUCCGCCAUAGUGCUGUUCCUGCUCUUCAUCAUUCUCUGGCUCUUGGUGGCCAGAUGGAGCGGCAAGAAAUUCCCCUACAUAUUCAAGCAACCAUUUAAGAUGGUCGUUCGAACGGCUCAAGAGGAAGAUGCGUGUAGCUGCCGAUUUCCAGAGGAAGAAGAAGGAGGAAGCUAUGAGAUGUGAUGUGCCAUCCCAGGAGAUGUGGGGGUCCUCAGGAAAUUGAGGAGCAGCACAAGAACCCCACUGUCCUUUCCUAACACCAUCCUAGACAAUGUGCAAGUGCUCACCCCA
Molecule: messenger RNA, 879 nt
Organism: Peromyscus eremicus (cactus mouse)
Lineage: Eukaryota; Metazoa; Chordata; Mammalia; Rodentia; Cricetidae
Gene: Tnfrsf9
Product: TNF receptor superfamily member 9
Exons: 7
Coding region: 1-771 (256 amino acids)
Biological process (GO): apoptotic process; negative regulation of cell population proliferation
Cellular component (GO): external side of plasma membrane
Molecular function (GO): signaling receptor activity; cytokine binding
Source: RefSeq, a predicted model, not a curated record